CAGCAUACAAACUACUGAAGAAGAAGAACAUAUGGAGGUGCGGGAAACAUGAACACGACGCUUUAAGGUGCAUUAUGGGCUCAUCUCUGCCUUCUGUUGCUGAGCAGCUUUUAAAAGACCUUCAGAGAACUUACUCAGAGACAAACCAGAUACCAGAUGAUCUACUAAUAGCAUUGCGGUUUGUGUUCGGCUCAUGUGCUCUUCAGGCCCUCGACCUGGUGGACCAGCGCUCCGUCACAUGCGUAUCAUCACCUAGCGGUCGAAAGGCAUUUCAGGUAUUAGGUGGAUCAAGGCGUCUGUACACGUGCUUCACGUCCUGUCACUACUGCCCAUGCCCAGCCUUCUCUUUCUCUGUGCUCAGGAGAAACGAGAGCCUGAUGUGUAAGCACCUCCUGGCUGCUUGCCUGAGUCAGGCCAUGGGUUUGUGCCAGCAGGAGCAGGUCUCAGAUCAGCAGAUGACCCACAUUCUCUCAGGGCAAACUGAGGCCACCACAUAAAUAACUGAUCCUGGAGUAGAGAGAGACUCUGAUAAGAACACCCAUGCAGGAAUUCAGAUAUUUAUAGACAUUAUGCAUUAGAAUGGACACGUCUUCUGUAAAUUCUGCAUUUGAAUUAAAACCAAGUAUGUUUUAUUUAAUAAGAGGUGAUCUUAUGUAAAAUGUUAAAGAUUGCUGUGAAAGUUAAUAAAUAAGCAAAGC
This is a messenger RNA of Labeo rohita (rohu), 698 nucleotides long. It is a transcript of the gene zswim7, whose product is annotated as zinc finger, SWIM-type containing 7. The coding region runs from base 75 to 497 and encodes 140 amino acids. The record is from RefSeq and is a predicted model, not a curated record. The transcript has 6 exons. Gene Ontology annotation, molecular function: zinc ion binding. Gene Ontology annotation, biological process: double-strand break repair via homologous recombination. Gene Ontology annotation, cellular component: Shu complex. Lineage: Eukaryota; Metazoa; Chordata; Actinopteri; Cypriniformes; Cyprinidae.